Messenger RNA from Strongylocentrotus purpuratus (purple sea urchin), 1860 nucleotides. RefSeq names its product mucin-3A-like. The transcript is spliced from 6 exons. Bases 1 to 1860 code for a protein of 619 amino acids. Lineage: Eukaryota; Metazoa; Echinodermata; Echinoidea; Camarodonta; Strongylocentrotidae. Gene Ontology annotation, molecular function: calcium ion binding. The record is from RefSeq and is a predicted model, not a curated record.
AUGGCUUCAGAUGCCCUCACGAAUGGCCCGAUAUGGCCCGAUGUAUUUACGAUCAGAGCCGAAUUUGAACAUUUCCUUCAUCGAUUACCUUUCCGUACACAUCGCUGUAAUGUGAUAACCCUAGUGAAUGGGACAAUCCUCAAUCCUAUAGCAGUGAGGAUCUCGAAUGCUCGGCCAUCGUUCCCAGGGGACCCUGCCCUUCAUAUUGCGUGUAAACUGCUACCAGAGUGUGCUGAUAAUCCGUGUGAAAAUGGAGGAACCUGCUUGGAAUUAUUGUCCGGCUACAUGUGCAACUGUCCAGCUAGUUUCACUAGUCAAAACUGUGAGAGUGUCACAACCGAAGAAGAAAUCAGUAGCAUCGGCCUCUCGUCGGCAGCAUCGCAAGUCAACGGCGUAUUAUUCAACACGUGCUAUGACUCCAUCAAGUGGUUCACUUGUUCAAGCAACAUCACCAGUAACCUCUUUGACAACAUCUUCAAUAACAUCUCCGAUACCAUCUUCAACAACAUCUCCAGCAGCAUCUUCAACAACAUCAACAAUUACAUCCCCAGCAGCAUCUUCAACAACAUCUCCGACAACACCAUCUCCGACAACAACAUCUCCGACAACAACACCUCAGACAACACAACAUCUUCAACAACAACAUCUCAGACAACAACGUCUCCGACAACAACACCUAAGACCACAUCUUCAACAACACCUGUGAAAACAUCUUCAACAGCAUCUUCAACAGCAUCUCCGACAACAACUCCUCAGAAAACAUCUUCAACAACACCUGUGACAAAAUCUCCAGCAACAUCUUCAACUAUAUCUCCGACAACAACACCUCAGACAUCAUCUUCAACAUCACCUGUGACAACAUCUUUAACAACAUCUCCGACAACAACAUCUCAGGCAACAACACCUCAGACGUCACCUUCAACAGCACCUCUGACAACAUCUUUAACAACAUCUUCGACAACGACUUCUCCGACAACAACAUCUUCGACAAAAGCUCCUCAGACAACAUCUUCAACAACAUCUUCGACAACGACUUCUCCGACAACAACAUAUCCGACAACAACUUCUCCGACAACAACAUCUUCGACAACAACUUCUCCGACAACGACUUCUCCGACAACGACUUCUCCGACAACAACACCUCAGACGUCACCUUCAACAGCACCUCUGACAACAUCUUUAACAACAUCUUCGACAACGACUUCUCCGACAACAACAUCUCCGACAACAGCUCAGACAACAACAUCUUCAACAACAUCUUCGACAACGACUUCUCUGACAACGACUUCUCCGACAACAACAUCUCCGACAACAGCUCCUCAGACAACAUCUUCAACAACAUCUUCGACAACGACUUCUCCGACAACAACAUCUUCGACAACGACUUCUACGACAACAACUUCUCCGACAACAACAUCUUCAACAACGACUUCUCCGACAACGACUUCUCCGACAACAACAUCUCCGACAACAGCUCCUCAGAUAACAUCUUCAACAACAUCUUCGACAACGACUUCUCCGACAACAACAUCUUCGACAACGACAUCUUCGACAACAACUUCUCCGACAACGACCUCUCCGACAACAACUUCUCCGACAACGACUUCUCCGACAACAACAUCUCCGACAACAACUUCUCAGACAACAUCUUCAACAACCACCGAGACUUUAGAGCUGACGACAAAACAUCUCCUAGGACCAACAGGAAUAUCUAUAGAUGAAGUUUCAAGGACAGUCUACUGCGCCUUCAAAGAUUCGGGAAAGAUUGUCUCGAUUGGGAUAGAUGGUACAGGAAUGAAAGAAGUUGUAACUAACCCGACAGAACCUAGAGCGGUGGAAGCAAGUCCAACUCUCGGGUAA